Alosa alosa (allis shad) is the source of this 1437-nucleotide messenger RNA. RefSeq names its product golgin subfamily A member 6-like protein 22. The transcript is spliced from 5 exons. The record is from RefSeq and is a predicted model, not a curated record. The coding region runs from base 115 to 1437 and encodes 440 amino acids. NCBI's taxonomy places the organism in Eukaryota, Metazoa, Chordata, Actinopteri, Clupeiformes, Clupeidae.
UUGGCCAGUGUGUCCAGAUAAAGCCAUUCUCACCCAAUGUGUCUCAUUAACAGAAUUGUUUUACAGAUAUCAACCAUAUCGGAGUAAUCCAGAGUGGACACGAGGAGCUUGGAGAUGACGGAGGGAGGAGGGGCGGAGGCUGGGCGUGUGGACCGUCUCAUGAUGGUGGCCGGGUCAACGGCAUACAUGAUCCCACAGGAGCUUCGCCUCAGGGGCUACAAGAUUGAUGGCUUCUACACAAGCCUGGACAGGACCCAGGAGAGAAGGUCAAACCUGAGCCUGACUAUGAGGCCACGGCUCCCUGACAGGAGCGAGUUGGAGAAGGACAUGAGGGAGCUGGACAGGAAGCUGGAGGAGAGCGACAGGAGGUUGGAGGAGCUGCGCCAGAUGACAGUGGUUCAGGAGAGACUGGCCGCAGAGAGGAGAGAGCAGGAGGAGAGGGAGAGGGAGAGAGCCGUGCAGGAGAGAGUGAGGAGUUUGAGGACACUCAGGGAAAUGUAUCACCUCAUGCUGAUCAUCGGUCCGGACCCAGCGUCCUAUGAGACGGUACCUCUGAGAGAGCCUUCCAAGAACCCCACGGUCCAGAAACUACAGGCUCAGUGUAGGAGGGACCAGGAAAGAUGGAGGGAACUGGACAGAGGGCGAAUGGAGCGCAGUAUGAGGAUGAUUGGAUGGUUGGACGAAGAACUGAGACACUUGCAACAGCGAGUUCCGGAGAGACGUGUUCCGGAGAGGUCAAGCCUACCUGAUCAUCUUGAAGCUCAGCUCCAUGCCCAGGAGAGAGUUCGGCUGCAGGAGGCGCAGAGAGUGAGGGAGGAGUUGGUCAGGAGGGAGAGGGAGCAGUCAAGCCAAGCUGAUCAUCUUGAAGCUCAGCCUGUGGACCAGGAGAGAGUCUGGCUGCAGGAGGAGGCACAGAGAGUGAGGGAGGAGUUGGUCAGGAGGGAGAGGGAGCAGUCCGAGGAGGACAGGACCACAGAGGUUGAUCAUCUCAAGCAGAAACAAAGGAUUGAAAAAGUGGAUGAACUCCAGGGAGAGAAGGAGGGCAUGAGAGAGAUGGAGAUGAAGAGUGAGGUGGCAGCCGAGGAGGAGAGAGAUGAUGAGAAGGAGUACGACAACAGCGAAAGCGACACUGACUCGGAUGAUGUCUGGAUGGACGAGGAGGAGAAGGAGGUCAUUCUAGCAGCCAGGAAGAAACAGAGGGAGGAGAGAGAAAAGAUGCAGGCUGAACUGAACAAAGAGGAGGAUGGAAAGAGAGGAGUGGCAACACUGAGUGAAGAAAUGGAGAAAGAUGAAGCUGAAAAACUCCAGGAAGAGAGCAAUGGAGUAAGAAAGGAAGAGAUGGAGAGAAAUGUGGUGGAAGUGGUGAAGCUGGGGGGGGCAUCUGAGAUGUGGGUCUGGAUGUCCAGUGAUGAGGAGGAUGGCAACAGCUUAAAGUGA